Molecule: messenger RNA, 2596 nt
Organism: Caenorhabditis sp. 36 PRJEB53466
Lineage: Eukaryota; Metazoa; Nematoda; Chromadorea; Rhabditida; Rhabditidae
Source: the annotation of a GenBank genome assembly
AUGAACGUGCAAGAAAAGUGUCAAAUUGACAAAUGCAUUGUUUGCCGUCCAAACAAGGACAUCCAGUAUCAAAAACAAAUCGAGCAACUGAAAAUGCUUAUUGUUGAUUCGAGUACACACAUCUCGUAAGUUGAUAUGGUAUCUGAAAAGAUUUCAUUUUGUGUUUUCAGACUGCCGCACUUGCUCCGCAACACUCUUACUCAAUUGGAAGCGAUGAAAAACUAUAGACCAUUGUCCGCAAACAAUUUGAAAAUAAUUUUCUACACACAGUACAGUUGCAUCGAGAUUUUCGCACACGAUUACGUGGCACGCGUGUUUCCGGUAGACCAGCGAGCGCUUCUUGUCAAGAAACUCCGGAAGGAAUCCAAAAAAACGAUCCAGGCUCUCCGUAACUUCACUCGCCGAGCUCACUACACAAAUAAUCGAGACAAUGAUCUUGCAAAAUUGAUGCACUUUAUCCAAGAUAACGUUUCUCCUCCAACAAAGGAUGUGUAAGUUGCGUUCUGUAACAUUUCCAUCGUAUUUACUAUCAUUUUUCAGAAAAUUUGUCCAGAGAAACAACAUUUUGAAUAAAGUGAUCAAAUAUAUUCGACUGAAACGAAAUCUCAGCACGACGACCAACCAAAUAUUGGACGUGGAACGAUCGUUCUUGGAAGAGGGACGGAAGGUUGCGCUUAUGAUGGUUAAUUCAGUGUUUUCGGUGAGUUGAAAGUAGCAACGGGGAAUUGAGAAAAACUACUGUUUUUCAGAGGGAACGUCUUCUUGUAGCGCAUCAGGACAGCGUCAAUCGCUACGUGGGUGAUCAUAUUCAUGUGGCCUCGAAUCUUCUCACAAGUCUCAUCGCUUCGAAGUAUAAAAUUCCACCAGUCCAAGUCCCUCCUCUCCCAGUUUAUCAGGCUCCGUCUUUGUUCUCAGCCCCUUCUGUCCCAAGCAAUUGUAAUGUCCUGUCGCCAUCACUUGAUAACUCUCUUCUCCUCAAAUAUCAAACUUUUCCUACUACAAACCCAUUUCCUGUCAAUCUUACUCCCUCUCUAUCCGGCGAAUCCUCCAUUUCGACUCCCAGCCCACACUUCCUCCCCCACUUGCUCAAUUCGCCUGACACUUCAAGCAGUUCCUCCAGUACCUCAUCAAAUACCAAUGUUCUCAACACAACCUGGCGCCCAUGGUGAAAACAAUUUGGCGUGAUUCCUCUAUCAGCUCUUGGCUUUCAUUGUUUUAAAGUUUUUUUUUACAACACAUCCCAACUUUUCCCUCCUGUUUUUCUUUUUUUUCUCUGUUUUGUUUCGUUUUUUGUAAGUUACUGUUUAUUUAAAGAAAAGUAUCAAUGUAGCCACCUUCUUUCAUGCUCGCUGACGACACCUUUCUGUGAUGACGCAACCCCCGCCUCAGAGCACCAACUACGAGACUAUUCGAUUGCGCAACAGGGUAUCGAAUGAGCUGUUGCGCAAUAAGAAUGUGCAAAAGAGAAAUGAUGAGCAGAACAAGAUAUUGGAUAGGGAACGGAUAUACUGUUGUAUGAAAGAAUAAAUAGAAUUUGCUGAGUUCUUAAAUUCUUAAGGAGGGGCGACUAUCUGCAAACAACAGAUAACACUCUGAACAAUACCAAAUAAAUCCUAUCUCUCUAUCAAAAAAUACAUAAGUAAAGAGUUGCUUCCGGACGUAAAUAUAUAACAAUACCGACGAUGUAUCACCGAAAAAUAUGGAGUUUUUUAACUCAAAGUUUUCUUUCAUUCUCCCAGCCUAUUAUCUGAAUACAGUUAAAAUUAGUUAUGUUUUGUGUCUUUCUCUUGCAGAACACUUCCUAGGCAGCACCUUGUUGCUUCUUUUUCAAUCAAUCGAAUGAGUCACUUUUUCGUAACGCACUUUUCUGCGUCUCUUUCUAUUUCUUCUCCCCGCGUUCCGAUAGCUGACAAAUCAUUCAGUUCCCGCCGGGCCGCACCCUGUCGCCCACACGAUGCUCUCCCUAUUUUCUUUCAUUUUUUAAAUAUUUUCUAUGAUCUCAAUGAAUUUUUCUGAAAUUUUUGAAAAAAAGUGAGUUACAAAUACUUUGCAGCAUUUCGUUCUUUAUUUAGUCUGUUCAGAACGGUCCGACAUUCAAUCAGUGUGCUCGGAAAUGGUGGUUUCGGAAAAGUCCUUCUGUCACAGCACACUUCGUCCAAGUGCUACGUCCAUCGCAAGUAGAUAAAGGAAUUUUACUGUUUGAGGUAAGGAAAUUGUUCUAUUUUCAAUGAGUUUGCUUGAUUGGAUAUUGUCCAAAGCAAUUUUCCUUGAUUUUCUUCUGUUUCGUAACUUCAAUUCAGAUUCAAUUUUUCAGAUGUCUACCGCAAACAAUCCGAAUCAAUCACCCAUGCUCAGAUGCCGUUGGUAAUGAGAUAACAAAGCCGUUCCGAGUGAGUACAUGUCUGAAGUCAACCAAAUCUAGACGAAUAUCCUGUGUUUUCAGUGGCUCAACAAGAAAUUCGCCGGACCUCCGUCGUCUCAUCAUUGUGAUUUUGUGUCGUCCAUUGUGCGCACUGCAUUGAUUCUCUGUGGCAACAACUUAAAAAUGGCCAACUCCGGACAGAUUUGGCACGAUUUUAUGCUGCAUGUGUCCUAA